This is a messenger RNA of Corticium candelabrum, 469 nucleotides long. Its product is annotated as cytochrome b-c1 complex subunit 7-like. The transcript is spliced from 3 exons. The record is from RefSeq and is a predicted model, not a curated record. Gene Ontology annotation, biological process: mitochondrial electron transport, ubiquinol to cytochrome c. NCBI's taxonomy places the organism in Eukaryota, Metazoa, Porifera, Homoscleromorpha, Homosclerophorida, Plakinidae. Bases 7 to 345 code for a protein of 112 amino acids.
CUCAAAAUGGCGGCUAGUCGUUUGACUGUGUGGCAGCGCUCUUAUGAUGCGCUUUCCAGAUGGUUUAUACGCUCUUCUGGCUAUUACAAGCUUGGUUUGAGACGUGAGGACUUGAUAAUGGAGGAGUAUCCGGGCGUGCGAGAGGCGCUACGUCGUCUUCCACAAGAAGAGCUCGAUAAAAGAAACUACAGGAUGGCACGAGCCUUAGAUCUCUCGAUGAAACAUAGGAUUCUACCAGAGAGCGAAUGGACAAACACGGAUGAGGAGGAGCCUUAUGGUCUACUGGAAAUGACAGAGAGAGUGAACACUGAGGAGAAAGAACGAAAGAUGUGGAACAAGAUGUAGUGUUUAGUGACAGUUGACUAUCAAUCAUGUGGAAUGUCCUGAACUUCCAUGUAUUGUACUUGUGUAUUCUCUAUCACUCUCAAUGUCAACUCUAGUGCUGUUAAUAUGAGUCUUUAUUAUAUGA